Drosophila grimshawi is the source of this 10839-nucleotide messenger RNA. RefSeq names its product WD repeat and FYVE domain-containing protein 3 (gene bchs). Gene Ontology annotation, molecular function: metal ion binding; protein binding. Lineage: Eukaryota; Metazoa; Arthropoda; Insecta; Diptera; Drosophilidae. The coding region runs from base 125 to 10564 and encodes 3479 amino acids. The record is from RefSeq and is a predicted model, not a curated record. The transcript has 19 exons.
AUGAAACUACUGAAAAACGCAAAACAAAAACCACACUAAUCAUGUGCAAUAAAAUUUGAGAGCAGAGGCAAUAACAAUAAGAAUAACAGCAACAGUACCAGCAGCAGCAGAAGUAAGCAGAAAUAUGAACGUUAUGCGUAAGCUGCGUGGCGCGGCAAGCGCUGGCAGUGGCAGCGCAUCGGGCAGCACCAGUAGCAACAGCAAUGCCAGUCAAAGCGGCAGUGCUCCCAAUGGGCGCAGCGGCGAGGAAGCAUUGCUUGAUGCACGCAUCCAAAUGAGUCUGGCCACACUGAAGAAGCUCUUCAACGAGUACACGCAUCCCAAGGAGCCGCUCAGCGAAAACGAACGCGAUGGCAAACUCUAUGAAAUGUUGCCAUUGUUCUGCAAAGUGUUUAGCAGCUGCCCUGCAAAUGAUAUGAGCGAAAAGUUUUGGGAUGUGGUCGCCUUUUGCCAGCAGGUCUCCCGUCUGAUGGUCAGCGAGAUUCGCAAACGUGCAUCGAAUCAGAGCACCGAGGCUGCAUCCAUAGCCAUCGUCAAGUUUCUCGAGGUGGAAACAACGGAGGACACCAGCAGCGGUUGGUUACUGCUCGCUACACUGAAUCUUCUAGCCAACGGCGAUAUCUCUCUUAUACAGGUCAUGACAGCUGCCGCAGUGCCCUCAACUCUGGUCAAGUGUUUGUAUUUGUUCUUCGAUCUGCCCGAAGUGGAGGAUGAUGAGCCGCCCGCGGAUGGUGCGAGUGCCAGCGAUUUCAAUGCCCAGGAGCGUCGAACAUUGCUGCAAAAGGUGUUUGUGCAGUUGCUGGUGAAACUGUGCUCGUAUCCGUAUCCGGCCGAGGAGCUUGCACGUAUGGAUGAUCUAACGCUACUAUUCUCCGCCAUCACUUCACCAUGCCCCGCUCAAAAUAUUGUGUGGCGCAAGAAUGCGGCAGAGAUAUUGACCACCAUCUCAAGGCAUGGCUUAACCGAUGCCGUUGUUACCUAUAUACAUUCCAAGGGCUGCAUGGCGCUGUGCGUAGACAACAUGCAACGUUUGACAUUUGGCAAUCCGCUGGAAAUAGUCGAAAUGUUUGUCACCGUCUUUUGCUUUCUCAAGGAUUCUAGUCAAGUAUCACAGGUACUAAUGGACGACUUUCGCGCCUCCCAGGGCUACGUAUUUCUCAGUGACUUUUUGCUCAAAUUCGAUAAUGCACGCAGUCAAACGCUAGAAAUCCAGGCGGCUAUACGCAAUCUGGUUCUGAUGAUCUCAUCGCUAUGCAUGUGCGGUUUCUACGAGCUGCGUCCCCCAUCCGCCCAGUUUAAUACGGUUUUCAAACUGCAGAAUUUCCAGCUGCCCCAGGCCAGUUCACGCGAGACCUGUGUGCGCAACGUGUACGCAUUUCAGGUGCUGCAGACUGUCUUUCUCAGAUCGACAACGCCCGCUCUGUGCUGCACCAUACUGGAUGCCAUUUCGCGUGUGUAUCACUCGGAGAAUGCCAAUUAUUUUAUACUCGAAUCGGAAAAUACGUUGAGUAGUUUUGCGGAACGCAUUCAUCAGAAGAGUCCACAGAUACAGGAGAAGUUCUAUGAUCUGCUUGAGUUUAUAGUAUUUCAGUUGAACUUUGUACCCUGUAAGGAGCUCAUCAGUUUGUCGCUACUGCUCAAGCACAAUCAAAGUACCUCAUGCAGCAUUCUGUGCCUCAAGACGCUGCUCAACAUAUUGCGCCACAAUAGCGUGUUCAAGGACGUCUAUCGCGAGGUGGGCAUACUGGAGAUCCUUGUUACCUGCCUGAAUCACUAUGCGGAUUAUGUGCGGAAAAUAACCAAUGGUGACGAAUUCAUUGUAGUUCAACCAAUAACCGAGGAACAGGAGGAUCUGCUCGAUACGUUGGGCAAGCAUGUGAUGGAGGCGCUCACAAUGCUGCUUGGCAGUGGCGCCAGCAAUAAUGCGCAAAUCUUCCGCGAAUACGGCGGCGCCAAGUGCACCCACGAGCUGGUCAAAUUCAAGCAUUGCCGCCCACAGGCUCUGGGCAUCGUACGGGAGCUGAUACUCUCCGCUGGUGGAGAUGACGACAUGCUCUACAUACUCUCACUGAUGCACAGCAUCAGUCCGCAUCAGGUGGAGUUUAAAAUCCAGAUACUCAAUAUGCUGUUGGGUUGCCUGAAGGACUCGCAUCGCACACGCACCGUUUUCCGCAAAGUUGGUGGCUUCGUCUAUCUGACCAGCGUGUUUGUCUCACUGGAUGGCAGCAUGGCUCAGCCACAGACGACCAUUGCCCAACAGGAUCUCAUACUCUUGCUGCAGAUCGUCUGCCAGACGCUGGCCACCGCCAUGCGCUUUGAGCCGGCGAAUGCCAAGUUCUUUCAUCAGGAGAUCUGCAACAGUUCGCUGUGCGACACGUUGCGUCUCUUGGGCUGCUUUGGUAGCGACACAGCGCUGCAAGACUUCACCGGAACCUAUGAGCCGCAACAGACACUACUCAAAUACUACCAUGACGUUUUCAGCGGCGAUAUAUUGAGUUUCAGCUUCUCCGAGGACAUACCCAGUUUACUGUCCUAUGUAUGUGUGGUGUUUCGGCUGCUGUACAGCAUUGCCUUGGACAACUUUGAGUCACCGAAUUUGAACGGUGUGAUAACGCUCUUCAGUGAGACAGCGCCACACUCACGUUCGCCCAGCAAGGAGCUGGCGGCGCCAGCGCAUCCCAGUCAACUCAAUCUGACACAACCCACACCAGAACCACGCAUUGUGCAUCCGGGCGUUGUUCUAUGCAUGCUAAAACUGCUGCCAGGCGUGCAACAUGAAACGUCUCCGCUGCAGGCGAUACAGCUACAGGUGUACCUAAGCGAGAUCAUCAAGUCGCUGGUGCGCAGCGAACGCAAUCAGCAGAUAAUGUGCGAUCACGGGCUGGCCGAGCAGCUGCUGAGCCUGACGCGACGAGCGCUGGCCGAGGAACUGCAUCCGCUGCACGUGCCCAUGCAAUAUAUACUGGAGCGUCUGGCGGCGCAGGCGCUGCAGCCGACGGAAUUGCGUCAAUUUUUGCGUCUCGGCGAGCCGCUGUCCUGCGCAGACAUUGAUCUGCAGCAGCCGUAUCGACAGGGCGGUCCGGUGCCACUGACGCGCAUCAAGACGCUGGUCUCGAUGACAACGCCGCGCGAUUUUCGUGCCCAUGGUUCUAGCACGCUGCCGCCAUUUGUCGAAUUGGAUAUGUCGGCUGAAGGAUUUGGCUGUCUCUAUCUACCAUCGCUGGCACCGCAAGCCACUGCAACAGCUGGCGGCACCAUCGAUGCGAAUACGAUUGGCGGUAUCGGUGCCGGUGAUCGCAUCUUUCCACCGCAAACCGGACUCAGCUAUUCGACGUGGUUUUGUGUGGAGAAGUUUUCCGAUCCCAAGACAGAUCCGCAUUGUGUGCGUCUUCUCACGCUCGUGCGCACCAUUCACAAUCCACGUGAGGAGAAUUUGGCCUGCUUGUCCAUACUACUCUCAGCUAGGGAUAAGGCUAUUGUGGUCUCCACACAGGAGACGCUAGUUACGCCCAGGAAAAGCAUUGGCGAUUGGGAGCCGGAGGGCUCUGAUGAUGGCAUUGCCCGCAUCUGGUGUCCAGAUCUGUUGCACGAGGGUCAAUGGCACAAUCUUGUCGUCGUGCUCAAUCGUGCAGUUCUCAAGAAUUCCAGUCUGUCGCUCUACUUGGAUGGUGUGCCCAUGCAUACGCAAAAGCUGCACUACAUUGCCCAGCAUCCGGGCGCCAGUAGCGCCAAUCUCACCUCAGCCACCCAAAUCUUUGGCUACAUUGGUACGCCACCCAUCUGGCGUCGUUAUUCGCGCUUGUGCUGGAAGCAAGGUGUCUGCCAUCUGCUGGAAGAUGUGCUCACCCAGCAGACGGUGCAGACCAUCUAUCAGCUGGGGCCGCAUUACAUGGGCUCGCUGCAGGCGCCACAGCUGGGCAAACAGGCGGAACCACUGGCGCCGCUGGUGCCCGAGGAUCGUGUUCUGCUUGGCCUGAAUGCGAAGGCAGUGUCCAAGCUGACGCUUGUCAAGAUACGCAAGGUGUACAGUCGGGCGGACAACAAGAGCAUUGCCAAGCAGCUCAACAUGAAUUCACAUGAGAACGCCACGCCCAUCAAAAUCCUUCACAAUUCGGCUGGUCACUUGGCCGGUGCUGGCCGAUCGCUUGGCGGCGUUGUUGUUGGCUAUUUAGGCGUGCGAGUUUUUAGUCCGCAUCCAGUUUCGGCAAUGAUUGACACCGUCGGUGGCUGCAAUGUGCUGCUUGGGAUUAUUGCCAUGGCGCAGGAUGUGGAGUCGCUAUAUGCGGGUGUCAAGGCGCUGACCUGUGUGGUGCGCAGCAAUCGUGCGGCCCAAGCGGAAAUGGAUCGCAAGCGUUGCUAUCAGACCCUGGGCAUGUUCUUCAAGAAGAAGAAACAUCUGCUGAACUCACACAUACUGCACCUGACCUUUGGACUGGUGGGCACGGUGAACAGUGGCCACGACAUGUCAGCUAUACCAAAUGUGACAGCCUUUCAGGAUCUGCUGUGUGAUCUGGAGAUCUGGCACAAUGCGCCGAAUGGUUUGCUGCGUUCGCUGCUGGAGCAUUUGCUGGAGUUGGUGGUGGAAUCGAAUGAAAAGAAGCAGAACAUCAAGAUUAUGCGCGAUCUGCAGCUGCUGGUCAAACUGUUGCACAUUAUAACACACAUUAAUGAUCAUUCCACGCGUGAAAUACUCUUCAAUCUGCUCGAGACGCUGCUCGGUGGCCAGCCCAGGCACACAGAUCUUCUGCUCUUCGGUCAGUAUGUGGCCGCCAAACUGCCGUGCAAGCAUUCCUGCAAGGGUGAACGGGCCGUUCUAUUGCCCAGCAUGAAGGCGCCGGCAGAGGAUCAGGAUGGAAUUGCUCAGAAUAUUUAUUUGCGCAAUCGUUGCUUAUCGCUGCUGCACGGUUUACUCUUCACGCCACGCAACACCGUUAAUUAUGUCAUCUGCGAUGACAUAUCCAAGACACUGGGCAUGGACUGGCUGCUGCUCUUCAUGCAGCCCCACGUUCACUUCACCACGGUCAUCAUAGCUGUGCGCAUUCUUGUCGUGGUCUGUGCCACUGAAACUUUCAUCGAGCGCUUCCGUGAGGCGACUCACAAUGGCGGCUAUUUACGCUUCACAGAGAUGGUCUCGCAGCGCAAGAUGCUCGGCCUUGGCGCCCAGCAACUGAAUACGCGUCCCAGCAACGGCACUGGCACCGUCAUUGUGGCCACGCCUCAAAAUAAGAUUCAGCAUUUGCCCACUCAGAUUGCGGGAGAAGUGCGCACGGCCGCAUUAAAUAUUCCGGGUUUCCAGAUGCUUGAAUGGCUGUUGCAACAUCAUUUGGACGUUCCCGAAUUGUAUUUCCUGGUGACCGCACUGAUCAUGGGCCAGCCGGUCAAAGUGCUGGCCACCGAGCAUACGAAAUUCGAUUUGGAUCGCGUCUGGUCUUUCCUCUGGGGUGCGCCAGUCUCAGCCAAUACGCAGCUGCCCAAGCUGAAUGUGUGCCCCGAGGGCGUCUGUGUGCUUCUGGCCAUGGUGCGUGCCAUUGUGCAUGGCGGGAAUUGUGCUACCUGGCUGCAUAGUCAUCCGGAGACGAUCAUCCAACUGUUGUUCAGUCUCUAUCAGAAUCUCAACGAUUUUACGCCCGUCAUGAUGGCUGGGGAUGUGAUUACCUCACUGGUUGCGGUGCUCUUUCCACAGGAUGCACGUUCCGCCGACUCGGAGCCCAAUAGUGGCGCCUCCACGCCCACCGAAAACACUGGCAGCAGCUUUGUGCUGCCACCGCCGGAAGAGCUGCACGCAGCCGUAGCAAAUCAACCGAAGAUUACCGUGCAUCCGGUGCGCAAGUGCAUCAUUGACUUUCUGCGCGUGAUUGUCGUGGACUCACUGGGUCUAAAUAUGCACGGCAAAGCAACGCCAGUCAUUGAUAUGGUGCUGGAUGCCGCACCGGAGACAGCGGAGCUGCCACAGCAAGUGCAAUACCAGACGCAGAUAAUUAUUGCUCUAAUGGAUCAUCUGCUCGCCGCCGAUGUGCUGGUGGGUGAGCAGGCGGCACUGCCACUGGUGCCGCUGCUGCAGAGCCACACGCAACACAUUGCACCCAAUGUCUUCUACUUGACGGCGCGCAUUGUGGACAAACUGUGGCAGGGUUGCCUCACCCGAAAUCCGCACGACAUAUUUGACUUUGUCAUUAAGCUUAUUGGACAGGCAAAGCGACGAUCUUCGUCACUGUCGUUGGAGCAACUGCAUCACUCGUUGAAUCGAAGCAUUCUAUUUCUACUGUCACGUCCCACCGACGAAUCCAUUGCCGAGCAGAUGAGCGUUUUGGAGGCGCUGCACAAGAUCAUUCAGCAUCGUCUACUCAUCUUUGGCGCUGGCAAUCACGAGCUAGAGUUCAUUGGCUGUCUCACCUAUUGUCUAAUGCAGCUCACGGCUGACAUGAAGAUCGUUCUGGAGCCGGCGACAACUCGCAACACAACCUGGCAUGUCAACCCACAAACGGAGACAAGCGAACCCAAGGAUGAGGAUCUCAAUCAGUUGCAGGGACGCAAUUUAAUUGUGGGCGCCGCCUUUCGCGUCUGGGAAGAGCUCUACGUGUGCAAAAAGCCUGCCAUUGAGGAGGUCUUCAAGAUAUCGCUUACCCCACCACCGGCCAACUCCAAGGCACCCGAUUUGCAGACGACACGCGAGCAGGUAAUGGAGCUGGCCUCCAAGCUAUGGUUCAAUUACGUCGAUGCCGAACGCAAGGCCUCCUAUCGCGUGCCGUGGGAGCUGCACAAUCAGAUACAAUCCAAGAUUCAGAAGGUGACCGGUGGUCUGACGCGUCUGGCCAGUCGCAGCAAGGUGAAGAAGGACGAACUGGUGCGUACCAAGUCAAAUAUGAGCCGGGAGUCGGCGUACGAGGCGACCGCAAUACAUGUGCAGCUGAUCAAGGAUCUGCUGGAGUUGCGCACGAAGCAAUACCAGCAAAUGUUGCAGCACACACAGCGCUACGUCUACCAGGAUUGGGUGCAAUCCGAAACGGAGCUAACACGCGAACGCGGCCUCUGGGGACCGGCGGGCUGUUGCACGCUGGACAAGUGGGUUAUGGACACCACUGAGGGACCGCAUCGCAUGCGCAAAAAGACGAUGCGCAAUGAGCUCUUCUAUCUGCACUAUCCGUACCGGCCGGAAUUGGAGCUGGCCGACAAUCGUCAGCUCAAGUACAAGGUGGCAUCCAGUUUGGAUAGCAAAGUCUACUUUCUGCAUGGCCAACAGCAGCCGCGAAUUCUCGCCGAAGCGGAGCAGCAUUCGAUGCAACAGCAAUCCUCACUGGAAGCCACGCAGCCACAUCGUCUGGAGCCAAGCAGUUCGACAUCAACACCACCGCCGCCAAUAUCACCCAAAUUGCUGGCGCAUGGUGCGCCUUACCCCCAGGAAUCUCUCGAUGGCAAUGCCCCCGAGGAUGAUGAAGAGGAGGAGGACACCUCGAUGACCAGCGACAAUGAGACGUUUCUGCGUUUACUUGAAGAACAGGAGAAGAUUGGUUUUAUGUUCCGCUGUGCGCGUGUUCAGGGCCUGGACACCUUUGAGGGUCUGCUGCUUUUUGGCAAGGAGCAUUGCUAUAUCGUUGAUGGUUUCACACUGCUAAAGAACCGAGAGAUUCGCGACAUUGAUACACUACCACCUGGCGCCUACGAGCCAAUCAUACCCAAUUCGGGCGGCCAGCAGUCGUCGACGUCGCGCGCAGUUAGCCACAAAUUGAGGCAGUGUUCGAAGUUUGCCUACGAGGAGAUACGCGAGGUGCACAAGCGACGCUAUCUACUCCAACCGAUUGCUCUGGAGAUCUUCUCCGAGGAUGGACGCAACUAUUUGCUUAGUUUUCCGCGUAAAGUGCGCAACAAGGUGAAUCAACGCUUCUUGGCACUGGCCACAGCAUUGAAUGACAAUGCGCAGCAGUCUGUGGCUGGACAGAAGCGAACGGCGAGUGUGGAGCAAACAUCGGGUCUGUUCAGCGGCCUGAUUGGUGAGACAUCGGUGACGCAACGCUGGGUUCGUGGCGAAAUCUCCAAUUUCCAGUACCUUAUGCAUUUGAAUACUCUUGCCGGCCGCAGCUACAACGAUCUCAUGCAGUAUCCGGUAUUUCCCUGGAUACUCGCUGAUUACGAUUCCGAGGAGCUGGACUUUACGAAUCCCAAAACAUUCCGUGACUUUUCGCGGCCAAUGGGCGCACAGUCGGAGGAGCGUCUGGAACAGUUUCAGAAACGUUUCAAAGAGUGGGACGAUCCACAUGGCGAAACUCCGCCCUAUCACUAUGGCACACAUUACAGCUCCGCUAUGAUUGUGUGCUCCUACCUGGUGCGUUUGGAGCCGUUCGCACAGCCGUUCCUGAAACUUCAGGGUGGUCACUUUGAUCUGGCGGAUCGCAUGUUCCACAGCAUCAAGGAGGCAUGGCUAUCGGCCUCCAAACUGAACAUGGCCGAUGUCAAGGAGCUGAUCCCCGAAUUCUUCUACUUGCCGGAGUUCCUUAGCAAUUUCAAUAACUUUGAUUUGGGCACCAAGCAAAAUGGUGAGACCUUGAAUCAUGUUAUUAUGCCACCGUGGGCCAAACAGGAUCCCCGGGAGUUUAUACGACUGCAUCGCAGUGCUUUGGAGUGCGAUCAUGUCAGUCAGCAUUUGCACUUGUGGAUUGACUUGAUAUUUGGCUGCAAGCAGCAGGGACCCGCCGCUUCGGAUGCCGUCAAUGUGUUCCAUCAUCUCUUCUACGAGGGCAAUGUGGAUAUUUACAACAUUGAUGAUCCACUGAAAAAGAAUGCCACCAUUGGCUUUAUCAACAACUUUGGGCAAAUACCGAAACAGCUGUUCAGGAAAGCGCAUCCAGCUAAGAAAAUGGGCAACGCACGUCACUCGGCACUGAUCGAUCCCACGGCACUGAUACAGGGCAACAGCACCGUGCUGCAAAGCGAUCGUCUGUUUUUCCACAAUCUCGACAAUCUGAAGCCCAGUCUGCAGCCCAUCAAGGAGCUCAAGGGGCCAGUUGGCCAAAUACUGCAGCCCGACAAAACAGUGUUUGCCGUGGAGCAGAACAAGGUGAUGAUGCCGCCAUCGUAUACCAAAUACAUUGCCUGGGGCUUUGCCGAUCACUCGCUGCGUGUCGGCCUCUACGACACCGAUCGCGCUUCGUUUGUGUCCGAGGCAGCGGCCCAGAAUUCCGGCGAGAUACUGACCUGCGCCUGUCCCAAUGCUAAAAUGAUUGUCACAGCCGGCACCAGUUCUGUGGUGACCAUCUGGAAAUUCGAUUCGAAUCGCAAGAGUCUCAGCGUGAGGCAUUCACUGCAUGGUCACACGGAUGCGGUCACCUGUCUGGCCGCCAGCGCUGCCUACAAUGUCAUUGUCUCUGGAUCUCGUGAUGGCACUGCAAUUGUCUGGGACAUGACACGUUUCACAUUCGUGCGUCAACUGCGAGGACAUGCGGGCGUUGUGGCUGCCGUGGCCAUCAAUGAGCUAACGGGUGAAAUAGCCACCUGCUCGGCGACUUGGUUACAUGUGUGGUCCAUCAACGGCGAUGCUCUGGCCAUGGUCAAUACAUGUGUGGGCAGCGCGGAUCGCAUGCAGCAGAUACUGUGCGUUGCUUUCUCUCAAAUACGCGAAUGGGAUCAACAAAAUGUGGUCAUGACGGGUUCCACGGAUGGCGUUGUGAGGAUGUGGUCACUGGAGCACACUCAAGUGCCCAUCGAUCGCAAGCUAAAGCGGGGCGUGGAAGUGAGCUCGCAGGAUAAGCCCGACUUAAUCGCAGUUGAUGAAUCGAAAGAUAAGGCGGACAAAAUGAAUUUAUUUAAACAAAUGAAGAGUCUCUCACAACCAGAACAAGAACAUGAUAUUGUGAAAUCAGCAUCGGAGAGCAGCAUUUCAGAGGCCUCGCAGCACAGCAACGAGUCGAACAAAUCCACCGAAGCUACUGUUAAAGUCGAGCCUUCAACCGAGCGUAGAAAAAGCUCCAUAACGGGCGCUAAAUCACUGCAUGAAAUGAAAUCGGCAACGGUAGAGGAGCCAAGCACCAGUUCAGAGCACAAGCCGAAUGAGGAAGAGCACAUCAUACGACCUAGUAAAUCGGAUACGAGCUUAACAGAUGGCUUUGUUUUGCUGGACAAUGAUAGAUAUCGUGGCGAACAGGCGCUUAAGAAAGGCUUCAAGUGGCAACGUCAAUUAAUGUUCAGAUCAAAGCUAACCAUGCAUACGGCCUAUGAUCGCAAAGAUAAUGCCGAACCGGCUAGCAUAACAGCGCUGACGGUAUCCAAAGAUCAUAAAAUACUAUAUGUGGGUGAUGCACGCGGUCGCAUUUUCUCUUGGAGUGUAACGGAGCAACCAGGUCGUGGUGUAGCCGAUCAUUGGCUCAAGGAUGAGGUCGCUGAUCAGUGUGUCAAGUGUCACGUGAAAUUUACGCUUUAUGAGCGCAAGCAUCAUUGCCGUAACUGCGGCCAGGUGUUUUGCAACAAGUGCAGUCGUUUCGAAUCGGAAAUAUCCCGUCUACGUAUUCUGAAGCCUGUUCGGGUAUGCCAGGCAUGUUACAGUCAGCUGCGCACGAAUUCGCUGGACAAUUAAAGGCAACUGAAUGAACUACAGUCGUAUGCGAUGUGUACCUAUGAUAAGACAACAAAUAUAAUAACUGCGUUCACUUUCUAUAAACUCAACCGUAUCUGUUAAAAGACGUUAGGGGUAUUCAAACGAAACUACUUAUUUAUUUAAUGUAUAAUUGCAUAUUUAUUUAUACUAUUUAUAACCAAAAACAAAAAUGUGUUGCGCAAGGAACAUCAAAAGGCUGUUAUUAUAUGAUUUUUUUGAUUAAUAUUUUAUUUAGUAAAAACAUGUUGCAAUAU